Messenger RNA from Pistacia vera, 590 nucleotides. RefSeq names its product aldehyde dehydrogenase 22A1-like. The record is from RefSeq and is a predicted model, not a curated record. Gene Ontology annotation, molecular function: oxidoreductase activity, acting on the aldehyde or oxo group of donors, NAD or NADP as acceptor. Lineage: Eukaryota; Viridiplantae; Streptophyta; Magnoliopsida; Sapindales; Anacardiaceae. Bases 1 to 387 code for a protein of 128 amino acids. The transcript is spliced from 3 exons.
AUGUCAGUCCAGCUUUUUGACAACAGUGAUCUUAAACCUGAAACAACAAUAUACUCACAUCAGUUCCCCACAACUCAUGCAGAUAUGUCCCUACCAUUUGGUGGUGUGAAAGAUAGUGGAUUUGGACGAUUUGCUGGUAUAGAGGGAUUACGGGCCUGCUGUCUUGUCAAAGCGGUUGUUGAGGAUAGGUGGUGGCCAUACAUCAAAACUAAGAUUCCAAAGCCCAUUCAGUAUCCUAUUGCAGGGAAUGGCUUCGAUUUUCAGGAAUCACUUGUAGAAGCACUUUAUGGCUUGAACAUAUGGGAUCGGUUGCGAGCAUUGGUGAAUGUAUUGAAGAUGCUUACAGAGCAAAAUACCCCAGCCAACAGUAAAAGAAACAAUGAUUGAGUUGACAUGGGAACAUGCUCGUGAGUUUCACUAACUUGUUUGCAAGGAAUUGAUCUUUGUGUUUGUCAUUUUAUUUUUCUCGCCCAUGUUCAACAAGCUAAUUCCACCCCUUCUUCUUUUUACUUGCUUUGCUUUAGCUGCUACUGGACACAGAUAAAUUAAGCUUCCUGACUUUGAAAUGUCCUCUCUUUUUUAUGCUUAAA